AUGCCUACAAAGGUGACCAUGCCCACAAGGGCACAGGUUAUUCGGGCACGCAAGACGUUGCUCACGCCCCAAACGGCUCUUGUGGGUGCAGUGGUAGGCGGAGCCGUGAUGGGUGGCGCCAUCAUGAGUCUACCCUGGGAGGAUGAGGUGGUGUACGGCAUGGAUCGAGAUACGACACUUUUGGAGCAUUUGCAACCCAUUUCGAACGAAAAAUAUUUACGAAGCACCGUUUACUUCGACUCGCAUGGUGUCCGGUGUGAGGCAUGGUUUUACGAGCCAAGCGCCCAAACGCGUCGCAACAUGGACCUUGGAAGUUUUUACUUGACGUUCGGCAGUUACACAUCUCAAGUACCUAGCGCCCCCCCGGUAGUGGUCAUGGCUCACGGCUUGGGGAGCCAGAAGGACAUGGGACUGCACCCUUACGCGGAGCAGUUCGCCGCGUCAGGCCUGGCAGUGCUGGUGUUCGACUAUCGCAGCUUUGGGGGAAGUGACGGCUGGCCCCGUCACGAGGUCAAUUGGCGGAAACACUUGGAGGAUUGGGAGGCGGCUGUGGAGUGGGUUCGUGCGGGGGGCCUGGGCACGAACCGCGUAGAUGCGUCGAGACUUGCGCUGUGGGGUGUGUCGUACAGCGGCGGGCACGUGUUAUGUACGGCAGCGUCGCUGGGCCCGGAUCGCGUCAAGGUGGUUGUGGCCAACGAACCAUACCUGCAGGCCCAGCGAGCGGUGGCCAAGCUGGUACAGGUUCGUGGGUUACUGGGCCUGCCACCGGCUUAUAUCAAGCUGAUCGGCGGGCAGGGGGAGUUGGCGUUACUGCAGUUGAGCGAAGAGGAGAUGGCUCAGGUGCAACGGCCGGCUCCUGUACGGCAGGGCGGCUGGAGGAACCUGGCGACUGCGCGAAUGAAGCCGCCCAUGGAGACCUUCCCUCCCUUCUCCCCCCCCCGCAUUUUCCCCCCGAUUUACCCCCAAUAUACUUGUCGUACAACCCAAACCCGCAGCCCCAUAACGGUUGUGGAUCAGAUCUGUGUGCCUGUACUGGUGGUUGCUGGAACUAAGGACGACAUUUGCCCCGUGAGCCUGGCGCGGGAUGCAGUGACGAGGAUAGGCCCGCAGGCUCGCCUCAUUGAGCGGCCUCACGCGCACAUCGAGCUGCACCGUCACGGGGCAGAACCCGAGUACAUCAGGCCUCUGCCGCCUCCGCAGCCCCAGCCGGUCCAACGCCCCGUAGCGGCGCUGGCAAUGCUGGCAGCCCACAACCGCGACGACCAUGUAAUCACUGGAAGCGGCAACGGCCGCAACGGCGGCGCUACCGUUGUCGGCAAUUUUACGCGAGUUAUGGAACUUACACGCAGUUUGUCUCGCAGAGGCCCGCUGCUGGUCCGCAAGGUCAUGCGCGGCAAUGGCGGCGGCAGCGGUGACGGCGGUGGCGGCGUCAGGGAGCAGCGCGUAGAGGAGGCGGUGGUGGCGCCGCCGCCGCCGCCAGCACCGCCCACGACUUCCAUCUUCACAACAAAUGCUGCGCUCGCAGGCGGCGGCUGUGGCGGUGACGGCGGCGCGCGUAGCGUCGCCGUAUCACCGGCGGAUGCCGUGACGGAGGCGGGAUGUGGAGGCGCGGAGGCCGACGCUUUUCCGCCGCAACAAGAUGGAGUCCGCGGCGAGGCGGCGGCGGCAGCGGCGGCGGCGGCGGCGGUGAAUGGCGCUGCCGCCGCCGACCUGGUCCUUGCUGCCGGUGCCGCCGGUGCCGCCGGUGCGGGCGGGUGUCGGGAUGGUGCGGCCCCGCUGAUUCCUGCGUACCGCAGCGCACCCAUCGCCUCUAUGUACAACAAUCGUUCAAAACUGCCGUACAUGGCGUCGCGCCACAUGUCCCAGCACCAGCCCUUACCGCACGCGCACCCGCACUUGUGGACGCAACUAGAUCUCGCCGCGCUUUCCCGGGAGAUCACCGGGCUGCGGUGGAUCGGUCAAGGGGGGGGAGGGGCGGUGUUUCAGGCCGUGUGGCAGGGGGCGCAAGUGGCGGUGAAGUUCCUCUUAAAGGACUCAGAGAAAUCGGAGGAGCGGGAUGCGGUCAACGCAAUCCUGCCGGGGGCAGGCGGAGGAGGAGUUGGAGUUGGCGGCGGCGGCGGCGGCAUUGACGGCAUUGACGGCAUUGACUUUUUAGAGUUGGAGGGAGUCGUGAGCAGUGUGGUGAAUCACCCCAAUGUCGUACACACCUUUGCGUUUCAUUUCGCUCGCCUCACUGAGGCGGUCUUUGCGGCGGAUCCCGACAACGACGUCGACAGGCUCGACAGCAUGAUGGAUGAGCAGGGAAAUCGGGACUUGUUCGAGUCCUUGCUCGACACUGCCAAUCUGUACGGCGAUGGCGGCGGCAACAUCAAUGCAGCGUACGGCAACUUGUCUGGCAGCGGCGGCGGCAGGCGCCGCGCCAACCCAGGCGCCGCCGGCAACCCUGCCAUUGCUGCCCCCUCCACACACGGCACUGCGGACGGGGUUACUCCGGGACCUGGUGCCCGUGGGCUCUCGCGCUUCAGUAGCACAGUGCAGGACGCGGGCGCCGCCGCCGCCGCCGCCGCCACCAGGUCUACUGCUACGGUAGCUACAACCCGCUGCGGCGCCAAUGACGACAGCGGUGGUGCUGGCAGCGAUAAGAAGGCCGGGGACGCCGGGUUGGCGGCGCCGCUAGCUGCUCAGGGGAUGGCUGUACGGCAGGGCGGCGGCUGGGAUGGCUCCGCCGCCGCCGCCGCCGCUGGAACCGCUGCUGGUGGGGGGGAUGCCGCUAAGGAUGAAUGUAGCAGCGGCGGUGGCAGAGGUGGCGGAGGCGGCGGCGGGUACGGCAGCGGUGACGGCAGCCCUGCCGGUGGUGAGGGGCGCCGCCAGGCCACAUCGGACGCGGCACGGCUCCGUACGCAGGCUACCGUACGGAAUGCUGUACAUGCGCAGAUUCUGCAACAGCAGCAACAGCGGCAGAUGGUGGUUCUGGAGUCCACGUUCCAUUCUGACGAGCACCAGCACCAGCACCAGCACCACCAGCAGAAGGUGGACGAGGAGUACUGUGAUCGUGGGUCUCUGCUUUCGGCCAUCCGCCGCGGCAUCUUUCGGAUGGAAGAUCAGUACGGCAGUCACCAUGCCGGUCAUGCGGCGGAUGGCGGUGCCGUACAAGCACCCGCGUCAUCGUCAGCCGGGUCGUACUUCAAUGCGGCGCCAUCGCAAGGGGGAGCAGCGGCCGGGAGGUUUUCACGCCGUAUCGUUCUGCGAGCCAUACUUCGUACGGCACGCGACAUCGCGCAGGGCAUGUGCCACCUGCACUCCAACGGCAUCAUUCACGGAGAUCUCAAACCGGGAAAUGUGCUGCUCAGGGGAUGCAGGUCCGACAGGAGGGGUUUUGUGGCCAUGGUGGCGGAUUUCGGACUGAGCAAGGUAACACGCGGCGACAAACCGUUGGAGCUUAACCACUGGUCAACGGUGACGGUUAUGGCGCCGGAAGCUAUCAUGGGCCGCUGGCUCAAAGCCUCAGACGUCUUCUCGUUCGGUGUACUGCUCUGGCAGCUCGUCACCAGCGAACCCCUGCCGUACGGCAAGCUGACCGUACCGCAGAUCCUAAUGGGCGUUCUGCAGGGAACGCUGAAACCCGAGUGGCCCUCCUCCGCCCACCCCGCCCUUGUACGACUUGGGCGGGCAUGUCUGGCCACGAGCCCGGAGAAGAGACCCAGCUUUGAGGCGAUUGUCAAGGUCCUAACCAAGAUUGAGAAGCACAUGCGGAACGAGCUACGGGAGAUGGUGUCGUACAUUUGUACAGUCCAUGCUUACAUGGAAAUGCAAUUAGUGUAGGUGCACGCGGGUGUGUGUGAUCUUUCCGUGCAUUCGCAACAGUGACAUUUAAUAUAUUAUAAAUCAACAGAUGAUUAGAUAAACGUAAGUCAUUAUGUCGAGUCCC
Molecule: messenger RNA, 3928 nt
Organism: Volvox carteri f. nagariensis
Lineage: Eukaryota; Viridiplantae; Chlorophyta; Chlorophyceae; Chlamydomonadales; Volvocaceae
Exons: 23
Coding region: 1-3822 (1273 amino acids)
Biological process (GO): protein phosphorylation
Molecular function (GO): ATP binding; hydrolase activity; protein kinase activity
Source: RefSeq, a predicted model, not a curated record